Etheostoma cragini (Arkansas darter) is the source of this 1294-nucleotide messenger RNA. Its product is annotated as mitoferrin-2-like. Gene Ontology annotation, molecular function: ferrous iron transmembrane transporter activity. The record is from RefSeq and is a predicted model, not a curated record. Gene Ontology annotation, biological process: iron import into the mitochondrion. Bases 1 to 1215 code for a protein of 404 amino acids. Lineage: Eukaryota; Metazoa; Chordata; Actinopteri; Perciformes; Percidae. Gene Ontology annotation, cellular component: mitochondrial membrane. The transcript is spliced from 4 exons.
AUGGAAGCGGAGGGUUUUGUGUCCCGCCGAACGUCCGUGGAAACACCGGGCGUCGACAGCCGGGUUACUGGCGCUGCAGCCGGUGCAGGGUUCCGAUGGAUGGGCGGAAGGCUCCUGGACGCCACGGGAGGAUUCGUCGGGUCUCUUUCACCGAGAAUGGCCGGGGAACAGGGCUUUGCUCCGGUGUUGCAUCGAGCAACUCCCGAAACCUCGACCUCCGUCGAGCCAGAAAUAGACUAUGAAGGACUACCUCAGGAAGCAGCCACCACCACACACAUGUUGGCAGGAGCCGUGGCUGGAAUCAUGGAGCACUGCCUUAUGUACCCCAUCGAUUGUGUUAAGACUCGCAUGCAAAGCCUGCAUCCCGAGCCGGGGGCGCGCUACAGGAACGUGAUGGACGCCCUCCGGCAGAUUGUGCGGACGGAGGGUGUGUGGCGGCCAAUCAGAGGUGUGAAUGUGCUGGCGGUGGGGGCGGGGCCUGCCCAUGCUCUGUACUUCGCCUGCUACGAGAAGAUCAAGUUCUCGCUCAGCGAUGCCAUUCACCCCGGAGUCAACAGCCACUUUGCAAAUGGAGUGGCGGGCUGCAUGGCCACAGUGCUGCACGACGCCGCCAUGAACCCCGCCGAAGUUGUGAAACAGCGAAUGCAGAUGUUCAACUCUCCUUACCGGGGCGUGCUGGACUGCGUCGGGUCCUUGUGGCGGCACGACGGCCCGGCUGCAUUCUACCGCAGCUACACCACCCAGCUGACCAUGAACGUGCCCUUCCAGGCGCUCCACUUCAUCACCUACGAGUACCUCCAGGAGCUCCUCAACCCCCACAGACAGUACAACCCUUCCUCCCACGUUGUGUCGGGCGCGCUGGCCGGAGCCCUGGCCGCCGCUGCCACCACGCCCCUCGACGUCUGCAAGACCCUUCUCAACACGCAGGAGGCUCAGACCAUCCACGUGAUCCAGGCCGAGGCCGCGACCGCAUCCGGGGCGGUCGGCGCGGCCACCGCCUCCGGCAGCCGCCACAUCUCUGGCCUCGGCGAGGCCUUUCGGACUGUGUACAGAAUGGGAGGCGUGCCUGCCUUCUUCAAAGGCGUCCAGGCCCGCAUCAUCUACCAGAUGCCCUCUACAGCCAUCAGCUGGUCCGUCUACGAGUUCUUCAAAUACAUCAUCACCAAGCGCCAGCACGAGAGGCGGCUGCGUGGCGAUCGUGAAGGCGACAAAUAAACACCACGCUGUAAGAUUAGGUCUCAGCAAUGCAAAGGUUUAUUGCAGUCGAUCAGUUAUAUCACUAAACAUCUAAAGG